Molecule: messenger RNA, 1536 nt
Organism: Neofelis nebulosa (Clouded leopard)
Lineage: Eukaryota; Metazoa; Chordata; Mammalia; Carnivora; Felidae
Gene: SLC10A4
Product: solute carrier family 10 member 4
Exons: 3
Coding region: 160-1479 (439 amino acids)
Biological process (GO): bile acid and bile salt transport
Cellular component (GO): membrane
Molecular function (GO): bile acid:sodium symporter activity
Source: RefSeq, a predicted model, not a curated record
GCGGAGACGUCAGCGGCGCGCAGCCCGAGCUCCGCACCUAGCUUCGCCUGCGGCUGCGGACCGACGGACAGGCGGACGCGGGCAGGUGGCACCGCAGGACGCGGGCAGAGGCGCGCGGGGCCGGGGAACAGCGGAGCCGCGGCCGCCCGCCUCGGCGCCAUGGACGGCCCUGACAACGCGACGCUGCUCUUCGCCCCGUCCUCGCUGCAGCCGGACAACUACACGCUGUCGCCCAACGCCAGCAGCCUGAGCGCCGGCCCCGACCUGCCCGUCUCCCCUGCCUCCAGCGCCGGCCCCAGCCCCGGGCUCAGCCUCGCGCCCAGUCCCGGCGUCGGUUUCAGCCCCGGCCCCGCGCCCACCCCAGAGCCGACGGCAGGCAGCUCGGCGGGCGGCUCGGCCAGCCUGGGCCCGUCCCUGUUCCCCCACUCCUGGGCGCACCCCCAGACCCCGUUCUGGGACACGCCGCUGAACCACGGGCUGAACGUGUUCGUGGGAGCCGCCCUGUGCAUCACCAUGCUGGGCCUGGGCUGCACGGUGGACGUGAACCACUUCGGGGAGCACGUCCGCCGGCCCGUGGGCGCGCUGCUGGCCGCGCUCUGCCAGUUCGGCUUGCUGCCGCUGCUGGCCUUCCUGCUGGCCCUGGCCUUCUCGCUGAACGAGGUGGCCGCCGUGGCGGUGCUCCUGUGUGGCUGCUGUCCCGGCGGGAAUCUGUCCAACCUCAUGUCCCUGCUGGUUGACGGCGACAUGAACCUCAGCAUCAUCAUGACCAUCUCCUCCACGCUUCUGGCCCUAGUCUUGAUGCCCCUGUGCCUGUGGAUCUACAGCCGGGCUUGGAUCGACACCCCUCUGGUGCAAUUACUACCUCUGGGGGCAGUGACCCUGACCCUCUGCGGCACUCUCCUCCCUAUCGGCUUGGGGGUCUUCAUUCGAUACAAAUGCAACCGGGUGGCGGACUACAUUGUGAAGGUUUCCCUGUGGUCUCUGCUAGUGACACUGGUGGUCCUUUUCAUAAUGACUGGCACUAUGUUAGGACCUGAACUGUUGGCGAGCAUUCCCGCAAGUGUUUACGUGGUAGCAAUUUUCAUGCCUUUGGCAGGCUAUGCCUCAGGCUACGGCUUAGCUACUCUCUUCCGUCUUCCACCCAACUGCAAGAGGACCGUGUGCCUGGAAACAGGGAGUCAGAAUGUGCAGCUCUGUACCGCCAUUCUAAAACUGGCCUUUCGGCCGCAGUUGAUAGGAAGCAUGUACAUGUUUCCUUUGCUGUAUGCCCUUUUCCAGUCUGCAGAAGCAGGGAUUUUUGUUUUAAUAUAUAAGGUGUAUGGAAGUGAGAUAUUACACAAGCGAGAUCCUCUAGAUGAAGAUGAAGAUACAGACAUUUCUUACAAGAAACUAAAAGAAGAGGAAAUGGCAGACCCUUCCUAUGGCACAGUGAAAGCUGACAAUUUAAUUAUGAUGGAAACCACUCAGACUUCUCUCUGAACACGGAGAUACAGAGGAGUUUCUAUCUUGCGGACAUGUUACUUCAUAUUUAUGAUG